CUUGAGCGUCAAGCGAUCUCUCCUCCUUUCGUUUGUGGUUAUGAAUUUACGUAUACUCGGGGAGAAAUUAAACUGUAUCGACCAUUCUUGGUCAGUGAACAUUUAGACAAAGAGCACGAAAAUAACACGGAAAUAUUAUUUUUGGCGGCGAACAGCGCGUGGGACAAUCCUACCUUAUUGACCAAUCGGCGCGCAUCUGAGGUGCAGACAUUUUCAUUCAUGUGUGUAGUUACACACGAAGCCCACUAAAAACUACGGAUUCGUCCCCCCCGUGGAUACCUCAUCAGCAGGGAAUGGGUACCGGAUUUGUGAGAGCUGAGGAAGAAAAGAUGGCCAGGAACCACUCUGCAACCAGUGAAUCUAUGAAGCCACUGAUGAACACACACAAUGAUUCAGCUCUCGGCUUCAUCACUGAUGAUGACCCCCCAACCUACAAGGAAACAACGCUGACGUCAACACCCAUGAAAGGCUCCGAAUCUGUCAAGAUAGCCAUAGAGGAUACACAGAGUUCGUCCUCAGCUAGCGUGGACUUGGGCUCCAGCAGCCUCAUCUCCAACCUGACGCUCCUCCACUCCAAGAUGGAGGACUUCUUCAAGGAGAAGCAGAAGAUCUUCAUGAAAAGCCUUCUGGUUGUACUGGCAGUCGCCUACCUGGCCUACUUCAUAUAUGCACUGUACCUGGACGCCACCCGUCAAUGCGAGACCAGCGCUGUCCCUCUCAUCGUUGUCACCAUCAUCGCUCUAGUCUUCAUCGUCUUCAGAUACAUCAACAACAUGUUUGGUGACAACAUUAGAAAGUUCAUGAAAGUCAUUCAGUCUGCCAUCAAGAGGAAAUGGCACAUUCUAAAAUGGGUUGCUUUGUUCUUGGUGUAUGGCGGCAUGCUUGCCCUGAUCGUCUACACCGUGUGGGAGGUCCCUAGCAACCUGGUGUCCCUCGUCGGCAUCAUCACCUUCAUCAUCGUCCUCUUUCUCUUGUCCUCCAGCCCCACACAGGUGCGAUGGCGGCCGGUGCUCGGCGGGUUCACGCUUCAGUUUUACUUUGCUGUGCUAAUCCUGAAGUGGGAUAUCGGCUACAGGGUGUUCUACUUUCUUGGGAAGGAGAUUCAGAAGUUCCUGGCAUUUACCGAUUUCGGUUCCAAAUUUGUCUUCGGAGAUAAAUACACUGACCACAUCUUUGCUAUGAAGGUGCUUCCGGUGAUCAUCUUCUUCAGCUGCUUCAUCUCUAUCCUGUACUACCUCGGCACCAUGCAGUUCAUCAUCGGCAACAUCGCCUUCGUGAUGAAGAGCUUGCUGGGUACAACCGCUGCCGAGAGUCUGUGUGCUGCUGGCAACAUCUUCGUCGGCCAGACGGAGGCUCCCAUCUUAAUCAGACCGUACCUGAACGUGAUGACUCGUUCGGAGCUGCACGCCGUCAUGGUGGGAGGUUUUGCCACUAUUGCUGGGAGUGUACUGGCUGCCUAUGUGUCGUUUGGUGUUCCUGCAGAACACCUGUUGUGUGCGAGUGUGAUGAACGCCCCCUGUGCCCUGGCCGUGUCCAAACUGCUCCACCCAGAGACGGAGACUAGCAAGCUGGAGGACAUCGAUGACUUGGAGCAAGAGGACAAUGACAACAAACCUCGCAACUUCCUUGAGGCUGCAGCUGCUGGGGCAUCCACCUCCAUCUGCCUCGUCGCCAACAUCACCGCCAACCUCAUCGCCUUCUUGGCUCUGCUUGCCUUCGUCAAUGCAGUCCUGUCCUGGUUUGGGGCCUUCGUCUGCUUCCCACAGCUCUCGUUUGAGAAAAUCUGUUCCUAUGUCUUUAUGCCCGUGGCGUACCUGAUGGGGGUGGAGUGGAAGGACGCAGGGGUGGUGGGCGAACUAGUCGGCAUCAAGACUUUCCUCAAUGAGUUUGUGGCCUAUAAGGAGCUAGCCAAGUUCAUCACCAACCGUGAAGAUUGCAAGGAUGGAACCACCAUCUCCCGGCGGUCUGAGAUUAUCGCCACGUACGCACUGUGUGGCUUCUCCAACCUGAGCUCCAUCGGCAUCCAACUGGGUGGCCUUGGACCAAUGGCACCCAAACGUGUGAAAGACUUGGCCCAGAUUGUCAUCCGUGCACUGUUUGGAGGAAUUGUGGCAUGUCUCAUGACAGCCUCCAUUGCAGGUCUACUGAUGGCGGACCACUCCGCAUCAUCCAACCCCUGCAUCAACAACGCAACGGCGAUCAACAUCACAUCGAACUCCGUCCUCAACGACACAUCAUAUUCCGUGCUCAAUGACACUAUACCCAUGGUGUUCAACAUGACACUAUCAUAGUGUUGCCAGGGAACCAGUAUAUAGCAUCUUUGACUGCCAAAUUGGUUCCUUUGGAAGAAAUGAAAGAGGUGUGUGUUUGAAAUGUGUGAAGUGUGUUUGUAAAGGAUGAUGUCUUGAUAGGGACCACAAACAAAGCAUUUAAUGUAUUCAAGGAGUUUGUGGCCAAUAAUGAAAUUCCUUUAAAUUUUCAAUAAAAUGAGCCCUCUUAGUUUUGUGAGGCAUUCAAGGUAUUUUGCAUCCAAAUGUAUAAAAAGUAUACUACUCAAAAGAAAGUCAAAGAACACCUAAUUUUCAUAUUUCUAUAGUUAAUCUCUCAUGACAACAACUAGUCAUAUGAAAGAAUCAGGUGUUCUUUAACUUCUUUUGAGUAGUAUAUUUUAAACAUGUCCUUUACAUUAUACAAAAAAUAAGCCCACUGAAUUUGGUAAGUACUACAGACAAGGUCGUAUUAUACAUUGUUAUGGAUUGGUUAUAUAUAUUCAUGAAUAUAGUUCCUUCUAUUUUGCAAGGGGACUGUAUUCCAUGGGCGAAGGAUCUCAUUGUAACCUCCAUUGCAAUACUAGUGCUACAAGUUCAUAAUAAUUAUAAUAAUACACCUUCUUCGUGCUUCCAAAUAUUUUGUAAUCAAAAUCAUAACCAAGACUUGUAAAUCAAACCUGCCUUGUCCUUCAGCAUAAUGUGUAGUAACAUGUGACAAGCAAGCAUAAAUACACUUAACACACUUAUUAGUAGACUCGGCUCCUUGUUAAUGCUAUUGUCAGAGUAAUCAUUAUGUUUAGUAACCAGGUGCUAGUAACAAUGAAUAUUGAGUUUACCUCUUGUGGUACUAUUUAAUGACCACGAAACUGUCAGAUGUGCUGAGUCAGCAACAGCUGUGUGCGACAGCUGGCCUGUAUACCGGUGCUCUGAGUGUAUCAAUGCGAUCAAAUUACAAGAUACUGCAUCUUAUGUAAUAUCGCUUACUCCGAUGGCAUAAUUGAUUGUACAGAAGCAUUAUAAAAUUUUGAACCAAAUUCUGUGAAUAUGAUUUAGUGAAACAUAUUUUUUAGAAAUCAUCAUUUUUAGACUAAUUAAUACUGUAAAUCUUGAAAUUAACGUGAGCGUGAAUGAAAUGCGAAAAAUGGGAGUGGUCUUUGCUCACAUUAUUAAACAUUGCAUUUAUAUCAACAAUAAGACAUUUUGGAUAGCAGAAAUACCAACUUAGACAUACGCUGAAAACAAACAUGUAUUCCACAUCACUGUUUAUUGAGCAGCACUUGUAACAAUUAUCUAAACAAUGCCAUUCAAACACUGAAUUGUCACUCAAGACAAGAGUUCUAUGUCAUCACUGAUCGCACCUGCAAGUCCAGACAGACGCUGCCCACGCAGCACGGCGUCUUAGUUCUUUGCUACUGCGUCAAGGGCCGACAAGAGCCAGCAGACAGGUAUUGUUUUAGCGGAAGUACUCUACUCAGCGCUUAUAAGCGGUGCUAUUUGGUGUGUGAUUGGAUUAAUGUAAGGUUGGAUAAAGGUGAGAAUUCUGUAAACCUGACAGAGGACAUUUUCUUAAGGCAAAUCCACUGUCUUGAGAGGAGGGGGGUGUCGCAUUCAUAGUGAGUCGCAUUUUUGGCUUGGGGCCAGCGGUUGCAUUCUUUUGGAGUCGCAUUUAUUUCACAACUUACAGUAAUGACCCAGGCAUUGAUACAGGCAUCAGCAUAAUCAGCAUAAUUAUUACAUAUACAAUAAAUGAAUAAUCACUU
This is a messenger RNA of Haliotis rufescens (red abalone), 4030 nucleotides long. RefSeq names its product solute carrier family 28 member 3-like. Gene Ontology annotation, molecular function: nucleoside:sodium symporter activity. NCBI's taxonomy places the organism in Eukaryota, Metazoa, Mollusca, Gastropoda, Lepetellida, Haliotidae. The record is from RefSeq and is a predicted model, not a curated record. Bases 294 to 2291 code for a protein of 665 amino acids. Gene Ontology annotation, cellular component: membrane. The transcript has 12 exons. Gene Ontology annotation, biological process: nucleoside transmembrane transport.